CUCCCAAACUGGUAGCUUGGUGGACUUGCUCUUAAGGGCUGAUCUCGUUCUCUCUCAAAUCAUUUUCUCACGCUGAAGAUCUCGUUGGAUCCAAUGCGGAAAUAUUCGGCUUUCGUUUUUCCCCUCGUUGUCCUCGCGAUUCUCUUGCCGGCGGCGAGAUCAAAUCUCGUCGUAUCGAAGGCCGAGCGACGAGUUGAUUUAAGCUCACAUAUUGUGCGGACCAUUUCUUCUCUAAAGGUCGAGAAUGAAGGCCCUGAUGCAGUCUCGGAGGUUUUAGUGGCUGUUCCCAAUAUACAGGCAAAGAACUUGGCAAAUCUGAAGGCAUUUUUAUAUAAUGAAGGAGGAAAAGGUUCUGUUGUAGACCUUCCUGUUUCUAUAGUUCAUCCCGAAGGAAUGCCCCCAGAACUGAGUUUCUAUUCAGUAUCAUCACCUGAAAAAUUGGAGAAGGGAGCAAGCUUUUCUUUCAUUUUAUUGGCUGUAUUCACACAUUCAUUAGUUCCAUUCCCUGAGGAAAUCACCCAAGCUGAUUCACAGCUGGUUGUCUACCAGGAUAGUGCCUAUUAUCUGUCACCCUAUGCAGUUAAGUUCCAGACACUCAGUGUCAGGUUGCCUGGUGGUAGGGUGGAGUCGUAUACAAAACAUCCAAGUGGAAAGCUUGUGGAAUCAGAGAUUAGAUAUGGUCCUUUUGAAAAUCUUCCUGCCUUUUCCUACUCUCCUAUUGUUGUUCACUUCGAAAACAACCAUCCUUUUGCAGUUGCUCAUGAGCUAGUGCGGGAAAUAGAAAUAUCCCACUGGGGCAAUGUGCAGGUCACAGAACACUAUAGACUUGUUCAUGGAGGUGCCCAAAAUAAAGGGGGAUUUUCUAGGCUUGAUUAUCAAUCUAGAAUGAAAGGAAUAUCAUCAUUCAGGCAUCUUGUUGCUAAAUUGCCGCCAAGGGCUCAUUCUGUUUAUUACAGAGAUGAAAUAGGCAAUAUCUCAACAUCACACUUAUGGGGUGAUUCAAAAAAGACACAGCUGGAAAUUGAGCCUAGAUAUCCAAUGUUUGGUGGAUGGAGAACAUUUUUCACAAUUGGCUAUGGCUUACCACUCAAGGACUUCUUGUUUGAGGGAGCAGGAAAACGUUUUUUAAAUAUCACAUUUGGCUGCCCCUUUGAGGAAGUUGUCAUUGAUAAUCUCCUUGUCAAGGUUGUCCUCCCUGAAGGGUCAAAAGAAAUCUCUGUUUCUACUCCAUUUCCUACAGAGCAAAAGCAAGAGAUAAAAUAUUCACACCUAGAUAUUAGUGGAAGGCCAGUGGUUGUCUUGGAGAAGUCUAAUGUUGUUCCUGAGCAUAAUCUGUAUUUUCAGGUGUACUAUAAGUUCAACAAUCUUUCACUGUUGAGGGAGCCGAUAAUGUUAAUAUGUGGCUUCUUCUUCCUAUUUGUUGCUUGUAUUUUAUACACACGUACAGACAUGUCAAUCUCCAAAUCUUCUGCUUCCUAUCUUGCAAAACUUCAGUUAGAGGAGGUGCGAGAAAGGGUCCAGCAAGUCCAGAACAUCAUCAGCCGAUGUUUAGCAGUUCAUGAUAAAGUAGAGGCAUCGUUACGUGAGCUCUCCAGGACGGGGGAUAUUCAGUCUUGCAAAAUUGCUCGUAAAACAGCUGAUGGAUUACUAAAAGAAUUGACGAAGGAACUAAAGCCGUUGUUGACAUAUUUGCAGACUUCUCCACAGGCUGCCAAUAUAUGGCCCAAGGUGGAGGAGCUGGUUGCGAAGGAGAGGGAGAUGCAAGAAAAGCUGAUGCUAAAGCACUCGACUGUGGUUGAUUGUUUCGAGAAGAAACUUGGUGGGAAAGAAGUAGAAAAUCGAAUUGCUUCCCAGCAGCAGAAACUAUCAGCGUUGAGACAAGAUGUCGAUGAUCUUCUUGAGAUCAUUGAUGAGUUCUGUUAGUUUAUUAGAGAUAUAACUUAUAAAAAAGGGGGGUGAAUUUUACAUUAUUUCGAUGUUUUUGACUUCGAGGAGCAGCUUUGAAAUGGCUUUUGUAGGAGGUAAAUGAAAUUUUAGAUAUGUGCGUUUAAUGACAGUUUGAUUAUCAUUUUGACAUA
This is a messenger RNA of Asparagus officinalis (garden asparagus), 2078 nucleotides long. RefSeq names its product dolichyl-diphosphooligosaccharide--protein glycosyltransferase subunit 1A. The transcript is spliced from 10 exons. Lineage: Eukaryota; Viridiplantae; Streptophyta; Magnoliopsida; Asparagales; Asparagaceae. The record is from RefSeq and is a predicted model, not a curated record. Bases 94 to 1923 code for a protein of 609 amino acids. Gene Ontology annotation, cellular component: membrane; oligosaccharyltransferase complex.